Molecule: messenger RNA, 1068 nt
Organism: Mesorhabditis spiculigera
Lineage: Eukaryota; Metazoa; Nematoda; Chromadorea; Rhabditida; Rhabditidae
Source: the annotation of a GenBank genome assembly
AUGAACUUCUACAAUCAAACGCUGCCCAAUCGCGAGACCUUGAUCAUCUGGAUCCCGGUUUUUGGGGAUUGCCCAUAUGCUGAGAAGCCACGAACCUCCUAUGACACAUCAGAACCGGUGAAAAUCUUUGAGCUGUUCCUCAUCUCCGUUCUGUCGAUCGCCCUCUCUUUCAUGCUGCUCGUCAUCCGCAGGUCGCGACGCUUCCACCGCAACCUUGAGAUGAUAUUCGCUAACAUGUUCAUCAACUUCGGGUUAUUCGUCACCGGGCGCACGAUUCUGAUCUUUUACCAGCUUCGAAUCGUAUUGAUUUCAGGUAAUAUGGCAACCGAUUACCCACUAAUAUUGGCCUCUUUUCUAUGGUUGCACUCCGUUUUUAACCUCUCGAUGUUCCCGCUAAGUGUGGUUAUCGAGAGAAUUUUUGCUGCUAAAUAUAUCGAAGAAUACGAGCAGCGAUCCCUCAUUUGUAUCCCACUAACAAUCAUCUUGAUAAAGUUUACACUUUCCCUCGUGUCAGCCUACAUGGUGCUCAUGAACUUUUUCUAUGAUUUUGUCAUCAUUGCCGCACUUGCCCUGCCGGCUGUAACGAUUUUUGCGGGAAGCGCAUUCAUAAUGCUGCUCAUCCUGCUGCGAUGGAAUCGAUUGCAGUUGAAAACGUUGAUGAGAACUGACACGAACCGCGAAUUCACCGGCCAUUAUCUGAGUCGUAGAUUCCAAAUAACAGAGAAUAUAGAGGUCUUGGUGCUGCUCAAAAAGUUGAUGCUGGUCAGCUGCAUCGGCACGGCCUUCAUAGCCUCUGUCGGCGGCGUGGCGAUGUGCUGCACCAACGAAAGCGGUCUCUUCGCCCGCUACCUCUUUUCUUUCUUCAAUAUGUCCCCAAUAAUCUACCAAGAAUCCUACCUCCUUACUAUUAUCCUCCUCGUCGGCUCGUGGCGCGACGAUUUCCUGUAUCUGCUCCAAAAAAUCGUGAUGUGCUCUGCGGUGCGGCGACAACGUAAAGUUUUUGUCGAUCAAGUAUCGCAUCGCGAGCAACAGGGCUUAUACUUUGAAAUGUACGCCCGGAAUUGGAAA